GAGCGGCCAUUUUGAGCCGAGCCCGGAACGGAGCCCCUAUGGCCGGGCAACGGCGACCCUGUGGCCGGGAUUGAGCGCGCCAUGGAUGUGCGGAGGCUGCGCGUCAGCGAGCUGAAGGAGGAGCUCGGCCGCCGUGGCCUCGACACCCGCGGGCUCAAGGCUGAGCUGGCUGGGAGGUUGCAUGCGGCCCUAGAAGCCGAGCAGGCCCGAGGAGCGUCGGGCUCGGGCUCGGAUGGAGAGUCGCUCUCCGACGGACACUAUGGCAUCCGUGACAACACUCGCCAAGACAACCGGCAAGGAUAUCAGUCUUUUGAGCAUUUCAAUAUUAAACAGGAGAACGAGUUGGGUUACGAGCGGGGAUCUGUAAGCCAAGAUCGAUCAGAAAUGAAGACAGAAGUAAAGGAAGAGGAGGCCGCUCCCAGCCACAACAUAUCGGCGUCUGGUUACAACGCACCCCCCUCCAACUACAGUUCUUCCAUUCCUGGCUACAAUGCCUCAGCUUCCUCUUACAAUGCGCCCCCCUCUGGGUAUAACACCUCAGACUCCUAUCAGCCCUGGCAGCAGCAGCAGCAGCAGCAGCAGCCACAGCAGCAGCAGCCACAGCAAGGCCACAAGAGGACCUUUGACGAGUCCAGGGGGCGUGGAUAUUAUGAAUAUCGCGAGGAUAAAAGGGGUCGAUCUCCUCAGCCGCCGGCAGAAGACGAUGAGGAUGACUUUGACGAGUCCCUGGUGGCCAUCGAUACAUAUAAUUGUGAUCUCCAUUUCAAAGUUGCCCGCGAUCGAUAUAGCGGAUACCCUCUGACCAUCGAAGGAUUUGCUUUCCUCUGGUCAGGCGCACGAGCGACAUACGGGGUGCGGCGUGGAAGGGUGUGCUACGAGAUGAAGAUCAAUGAAGAGAUCUCGGUCAAACACCUUCCUCCCACUGAACCAGAUCCUCACGUAGUGCGUAUUGGCUGGUCACUGGAUUCAUGUAGCACUCAGUUAGGCGAAGAGGCUUUCUCGUACGGCUACGGAGGCACCGCGAAGAAGUCUACCAAUUGCAAGUUUGAAAAUUACGGUGAGACCUUUUCCGAGAACGACGUCAUCACUUGUCUCGUGGACUUCGAGUGCGGUGAUGACGUUGAAAUAUCCUUCAUGAAAAACGGGAAGUGGCUAGGGAUGGCCUAUCGACUACGGAAGGAGAAUUUGGGAGGGCAGGCCCUGUUCCCUCAUGUCCUGGCGAAGAACUGUGCCAUCGAGUUCAACUUUGGCCAAAGGGAAGAUACCUUCUUUCCGAUUCCACCGGGAUUCACCUUCAUACAGCACCUCCCGCUAUCCGAGCGAGUUCGGGGCACAAUUGGACCAAAGAACAAAAGGGAAUGUGAAAUCUUGAUGAUGGUGGGGUUGCCUGCCGCUGGGAAGACUACGUGGGCCAUUAAGCAUGCCGCAGCCAAUCCAGCCAAGAAGUAUAAUAUUUUGGGAACAAACGCCAUUAUGGACAAAAUGAGGGUAAUGGGACUCCGACGGCAGCGCAAUUACGCCGGCCGCUGGGACGUUCUCAUCCAGCAAGCGACACAGUGCCUGAACCGCCUAAUCCAGAUUGCAGCCCGGAAAAAGCGGAAUUACAUCCUGGAUCAGACAAAUGUUUAUGGAUCAGCCCAGAGGCGAAAAAUGCGUCCUUUUGAAGGUUUUCAACGCAAAGCUAUCGUAAUUUGUCCCACGGACGACGAUUUAAAAGACCGGACAGUAAAGCGCACGGAUGAAGAGGGGAAGGACGUGCCGGAUCACGCAGUGUUAGAAAUGAAAGCCAACUUUGCCCUGCCAGAAGCCGGCGAUUUCCUCGACUCGGUGGUUUACAUUGAGUUGCAGCGGGACGAGGCCGAGAAGCUGGUGAGGCAGUACAACGAUGAAGGCAAGAAAGCCGGCCCGCCCCCCGAAAAGCGGUUUGACAGCUGGGGCGGCGGCGGCGGCAGCAGUUUCCGUGGCCGAGGUGGCGGCGGAGGGUUUCAGCGCUUUGACAAUCGAGGCCCGCCAGUGGGCAGCCGGGGCGGCUUCCAGAACCGAGGAGGAGGAGGAGGAGGAGGUGGAGGAGGAGGAGGAGGAGGCGGCUACAGAGGCAGUGGUGGAAAUGGCGGUGGAAUCGGAGUUGGUAGCGGUGGUGGAAGUGGAG
Notechis scutatus (mainland tiger snake) is the source of this 2149-nucleotide messenger RNA. The record is from RefSeq and is a predicted model, not a curated record. NCBI's taxonomy places the organism in Eukaryota, Metazoa, Chordata, Lepidosauria, Squamata, Elapidae.